CAUAUAAGUUGUGAUAUCAAUAUCAUGAAAAAUUUUAGAUCUCCAGGUACUUAAAACGAUCGUGCCGAAUUGUCCACGCAAGUUUUCAAAAAUAUUUUUAUUUAUAAAAGUUUGCAUAAUAUUCAAAAUUUUUUUGAUGAAUUUAAAUUUUGCUUCUUGUAAAUUAUACUUUAUAUAUGUGAAAUAUUCAUCUCCUAUUAUGAGUUGUAACAUCAUAAAGAUAUCAUUUUUUUAAAAUAUUUAAAAGUCAAAAUGCAGCAACCUGAUAUCCAUGCAAAAUAUGCCAAAUUAAACGUUGGUGGUUCAUUGUUUUACACAACUAUUGGUACUUUGACAAAACAUGAUACUAUGCUUAAAGCUAUGUUUAGUGGUCGUAUGAAAGUACUUACAGACACUGAGGGUUGGGUGUUAAUUGAUAGGUGUGGAAAACAUUUCAAUUCAAUUUUAAAUUUUCUAAGAGAUGAACAUGUUGCUCUUCCUGAUAAAACUCAUGAAAUAGCAGAAUUAUUAGCUGAAGCUAAAUUUUACAUUAUCUCUCCAUUAGUAGAAGCUUGUCAAUUAGCUUUGCAUUCAAGACAAUGUAAAAUCGAACCUCAAUGUCGUGUACCUUUGAUAUCAUCCAGUUCUGAUUUAAGUCAGUUUGUCAUGCUAAGUGCAAAACCAACUGUAAAACUACUAAUAAAUAGACACAACAAUAAGUAUUCAUACACCAGUGCAUCUGAUGAUAAUUUGUUGAAAAAUGUUGAACUUUUUGAUAAAUUAUCAUUACGUUUUGGUUCAAGAUUUUUGUUUAUAAAGGAUGUCAGUGGUUCGAGUGAAAUAUGUUGCUGGAGUUAUUUUGGUCUUGCUGCUAAAAUAGCUGAGGUUUGUUGUACAUCAAUUGUGUAUGCAACAGACAAAAAACAUACAAAGGUUGAUUUUCCAGAAGCAAGAAUUUAUGAAGAAUGCUUGAAUUUAAUGUUAUAUGAAAAUCGAACUGAACCAGAUCAAGAACUUAUGCAAGCUACAUCUUGGCGAGGAGCAGUAUCAAAUAUAUCAUCAGCUUAUGGAAGUGAUGACGAAGAAGAACGUAGUCGUAUUGCUUUUAGAAAAAGAUUAGUGUAAAAUUUAAAAUAGAUUUUAGAAUUAACAAGAUUUUAGUUUUUGUUAAUGAACCAAAUUUUUUAUGUUUUCCUAAAAUUAUAAAAAUAUAUUUUACUAAAAUUAUUUUUCUAAUAGUAUUUAAUUUUUUUUAAAUUAUAUAAUUUACUUUUGUUAAUAAACCGUUUGAUGAUUUAUGA
Messenger RNA from Daktulosphaira vitifoliae (grape phylloxera), 1280 nucleotides. Its product is annotated as BTB/POZ domain-containing adapter for CUL3-mediated RhoA degradation protein 3. The record is from RefSeq and is a predicted model, not a curated record. Gene Ontology annotation, biological process: protein homooligomerization. The transcript is spliced from 5 exons. Bases 253 to 1104 code for a protein of 283 amino acids. NCBI's taxonomy places the organism in Eukaryota, Metazoa, Arthropoda, Insecta, Hemiptera, Phylloxeridae. Gene Ontology annotation, molecular function: protein binding.